AUGCCGCCUCCACUGCCAAGGGCCUUCUUCCGGCCUUCAGGCCUCGCAGCGCAGACCUGUCUGAAAUCCAUCGCCCGCCCCAGAAUCCUCGCCCGUCCUGGUGCGACAGCAACACCAUCCUCCUCCUGCAACACCUCAACCCGCAAGUUCCACAGCACCCCGCGCGCCCGCGCCUCCGAACCGCCCCCAGACUUCAUCUCCAUAGUCGACAAUCCCCCCGACCUGGUCCGCGCCGGCCGCCGCCACGGCCCGGGUCUCAUCAUCCUCGCCCUGAUCCCUAUAACCGCCUUCGCCCUCGGCACAUGGCAAGUCCAGCGCCUCGGCUGGAAGACGGACCUUAUCGCCAAGUUCGAGGACCGCCUCGUCCGCGACCCGCUGCCCCUUCCGCCCAAGAUCGACCCCGAAGCCGUCGCAGAGUUCGACUACCGCCGCGUCUACGCCACGGGGCGCUUCCGCCACGACAAGGAGAUGCUCAUCGGGCCAAGGAUGUGGGACGGCGAGCAGGGCUACAUGGUCGUCACGCCGCUGGAGCGCGAAGGGGACGGGACCACAGUGCUGGUGAACCGCGGGUGGAUCAGCAAGGACAUGGCGGACCAGCGCAAGAGGCCGGCGAACGCGCUGCCGAGGGGCGAGGUCACGGUCGAGGGCUUGCUGCGGGAGCCGUGGAAGAAGAACAUGUUCACGCCGGAUAACCGCCCGGACCGCUGGGAGUUUUUCUUCCCUGACGUGCACCAGAUGGCGGAGCUGACGGGGAGUCAGCCCGUUUGGAUUGAGGCUACUAUGGACCAUGAGUUCUUCCGCGUCAUUGACCUCAAGUCCAGGGGUAUCCCUAUCGGAAGAGCCGCCGAGGUGAACCUGCGGAACAACCAUGCCCAGUACAUCUUCACUUGGUACGGGCUUGCGUUUGCCACCUCAAUUAUGUUGUGGAUGGUCGUCAAGAAGCCCCCAUCCGACGUGUCACGACGGGUGCGCAUGAAUAAGCACUGGUAA
Messenger RNA from Colletotrichum spaethianum, 990 nucleotides. RefSeq names its product cytochrome oxidase assembly protein shy1. Lineage: Eukaryota; Fungi; Ascomycota; Sordariomycetes; Glomerellales; Glomerellaceae. The coding region runs from base 1 to 990 and encodes 329 amino acids. The transcript is spliced from 3 exons. The record is from RefSeq and is a predicted model, not a curated record. Gene Ontology annotation, biological process: mitochondrial respiratory chain complex IV assembly. Gene Ontology annotation, cellular component: mitochondrion; membrane.